Molecule: messenger RNA, 614 nt
Organism: Xenopus laevis (African clawed frog)
Lineage: Eukaryota; Metazoa; Chordata; Amphibia; Anura; Pipidae
Gene: chrac1.S
Product: chromatin accessibility complex subunit 1 S homeolog
Exons: 3
Coding region: 43-471 (142 amino acids)
Biological process (GO): DNA-templated DNA replication; chromatin remodeling
Cellular component (GO): nucleus; CHRAC
Molecular function (GO): protein heterodimerization activity
Source: RefSeq, a predicted model, not a curated record
CCAUGGCACACAAGUCGCGCAGCCGCGGAGUGGAUCAGAAAGAUGGCGGCCCAGGAGAGCCGGUUGGUGUCGCUGCCUCUGUCCCGGAUCCGACUGAUUAUGAAGAGCUCGCCCGAUGUGUCCAACAUUAAUCAGGACGCGCUGAUGGUCACGGCUAAGGCCACGGAGCUUUUUGUUCAGUUUCUCGCCUCUCACUCCUAUAAACACGGCACCGGCAAACUCACCAACACCCUCACCUACACCGACUUGUCCAGCGCCGCCGAGGAGUCCGACACCUUCCAGUUCCUCUCUGACAUUUUGCCCAAGAAAAUUCUGGCCAGUGAGUACCUGGAAAUGUUGAAAGCAGAGCAGGAAAGGGACACUGAUGAGGAAGACUCUGAGGAGGAGGAGGAGGAAGAAGAUGAUGAUGAAGAGGAGGAGGAAGAUGAUGAUGAAGAAGAAGAGGCGGGGGAGGAGCAGGAGGAUGAUUAGGGAUAUGUAGCUGGACUGUGUAUUUUUCUAUUCUGUCAUUGUUUGACGACUAAAAGUUAUUUUUGUAUUUUUAUAGAGACAAGUUGCCCUUUGCUCCUCCCUGGGGGAGAAUGUUCCAUAAUAAAACAUUUUCCAACAGAGAA